Messenger RNA from Bacidia gigantensis, 804 nucleotides. RefSeq lists its product as uncharacterized. The coding region runs from base 1 to 804 and encodes 267 amino acids. The record is from RefSeq and is a predicted model, not a curated record. The transcript is spliced from 2 exons. Lineage: Eukaryota; Fungi; Ascomycota; Lecanoromycetes; Lecanorales; Ramalinaceae.
AUGGUCAGGGACUUUGGGUUCUUGAGAAGUCGUCUGCUCUUGAUGCGCGAACUAGAACUUGCGUAUCUCGAGGAGAAGAUUCUCAAAUUGGACGAUCAAGUACAUGCGGCUGAGGAAACAGGCUUGAUGUCAUGGCAUUUGGAAGCCCAGCAAGAGAAGCCAGGGGAGUUGGCUGCACUUCUUGACACUGUAGCCACGAAGCUGAAAGACUAUGGUAAUACCCGUUUCUCAUCUGUUCUCCGCUUCGCUUUGCUAAUGCGGACGCAUCCAGAUGACCUCGUCCAGAGAUCUAAAUCCUAUCUAGCUCUGCGACCACCUCCCAAGAAAAGACUCGCUGAUGUGAAGAUAUGGCUGGAUAACGAAAGACCCAUGCUUCAAGACGAGUGCGAAGAUCUCUUGUACGCAGAUGAUUACGUCUCAUUGAAGGAGGGCGACGGUGACGAGUAUCUCGACACCUUGCUCGGCAGCAUCCUGAAUCGUCUGCCCCAGAAUAACCCCUUCGUCGGCAAGGCACAAAAACAAAAGGUCGAUGACGGCUACCUCACGAUCCGCAGCGGUACCCGAAUCAAUUUCCUGAUCCGCCUCCUCCUCACUCUCAUCACCGCCGCUACGAUCAUCGCUCCUGCAGCGAUUCUGCCCGCUGUCAAGGAACGCAGGUGGCAAUUGCUCAUCAUACUUGGCUUUACUAUGGCGUUUUCUGCGGUGCUGAAUAUGACGACUCGUGCAACCCGUCUGCAGCAACUCACGGCUUACUCUGGUAGGUCACGUUUUGGUUUGCUUGAUUUCAUCGUUUGCCUGAGCUAA